AUGGGAAUGAUCGCAAGAAGUGGAAUAACAACUACUACUACAGCAGAGAAGAGGGUAAUGUUUACAGUGAACUCUCACAGUACUGUUGAGGCGGCGAAAUGGCACUACGGCUGCUCGAGUCUGCGUGAAAUGAGACUUGAUCACAACAUGGCUGUUGGCGUGAGUUCACACUGGGAUGGGUACAUUGCAAAGGAUGAAUUGAUGAGUCCAUACACUACUGGGGAACCCUCUGGUAUGUUUUACACCAUACUGACACUCUCUCUGUUUGAGGAUAUGAAAUUCUACCGGGCCAACUACAGCAUGGCAGAGACAAUGCGUUGGGGCAAUCACUCUGGAUGUGGUUUUCUCAUUAGUGACUGUGUAGAGAAAGGUGAGGGCAAACACUCGGAUGUGUUCUGUGAUAGUAGUGGUGCUACCAGAACAACAACUCUGCAGUGCACAUCAGACCGCUUUGCACUUGGGCACUGCACUCGUAGUCUCUCCUCGCAGCCUAUUUCUGUUUUCUCUGCAGACCACCGUGAAGAGAAGAGGGAGUGUGCUGUUGUGAAAGCCACUGCGGCAACUGUGUGUGAGAACGGCAGUGAAGCCCACAUGCCUGGCAGUCGUAUCGGUAAUACAUCACGUUGUCUGAAAGGAGAUGCACUGCGGCUGCGUGAUGUGUCUACUAUUGAUAUUCAUUCAAUCAUUGGAGAUAUCUGUGCAAAUGUGAAGUGUGAGGGUGGGAAAGUGAGUGUACAGUAUAAAGGGGAUGAUCAUUGGUAUGAAUGUAAGGAGGGCAGCAGUAUUUUACCCUCUGUUACUUCAGCCUUUAGUAGUGGCCGCAUUGUGUGUCCUCCAUACAGUGAGGUCUGCAUGGAUCUACCAAUAGAACCACCACCAACAGAGGCAGUAGUAGUGGAGGAGGUAUACAAUGUUACUGCAUCCAUCAAUUUAAUUAAUAGUUGA
This is a messenger RNA of Trypanosoma theileri, 945 nucleotides long. Its product is annotated as surface protease GP63. The coding region runs from base 1 to 945 and encodes 314 amino acids. The transcript has a single exon. The record is from RefSeq and is a predicted model, not a curated record. Gene Ontology annotation, biological process: cell adhesion; proteolysis. Gene Ontology annotation, molecular function: metalloendopeptidase activity. Gene Ontology annotation, cellular component: membrane; cytoplasm. NCBI's taxonomy places the organism in Eukaryota, Euglenozoa, Kinetoplastea, Trypanosomatida, Trypanosomatidae.